Beauveria bassiana ARSEF 2860 is the source of this 1629-nucleotide messenger RNA. RefSeq names its product Major Facilitator Superfamily protein. Gene Ontology annotation, molecular function: transmembrane transporter activity. The record is from RefSeq and is a predicted model, not a curated record. Bases 1 to 1629 code for a protein of 542 amino acids. The transcript has a single exon. Lineage: Eukaryota; Fungi; Ascomycota; Sordariomycetes; Hypocreales; Cordycipitaceae. Gene Ontology annotation, biological process: transmembrane transport.
AUGCCCGAGUCACAACCAAAGAAAGGAUACGGGUGGCGAUUUUGGGCCAUAUUCCCCGGUCUUUGCAUCGGCGGACUGCUGAGCGCCCUCGAUGCCACUAUUCUGUCGACUGUCUUGCCCACCAUUUCUAGCAAGCUAGGCUCGAACCUUCUAUAUGUCUGGGCUGUUAACGGCUAUUUUGUGAGCCAAACGGCUGUCCAGCCACUCUAUGGACAGAUUUCCAACGUAUUUGGGCGCCGCUGGCCAAUGAUUGUGGCAGUGUUGCUCUUUGCCCUAGGGAGCGGACUAUGUGGUGGCGCAUCGAGCACGGAGAUGCUCAUUGCCGCCCGUGUGGUCCAAGGUCUUGGUGGUGGAGGCAUCAACGUCAUGACCGAAAUCAUUGUCGCAGACCUGGUUCCCCUACGGGAACGCCAACAGGUCAUGGGCAUCAUCUUCACAGCCUUUGCUGUUGGCACUUUCAUUGGCCCCGUGGUAGGUGGUGCGAUUGUCGACCACACGUCUUGGCGAUGGGUGUUUUACAUCAAUCUACCACUGUGCGGUGUGACAUUGCUGCUGAUGCUAUUGUUCCUGAAUGUGCGGUACGAUCGUGACACUACGAUUCUAGCCAAGCUGAAGCGUGUCGACUUCAUCGGCAAUACCAUCUUAAUCACAUCCGUCAUUUCUAUCCUACUGUCGCUCACCUGGGGUGGCACUGAACACCCAUGGGCUUCGUGGAACAUUCUUGUUCCUUUGAUGCUGGGUUUCCUUGGUAUGGUCGGCUUCAUGUUCUACCAGAACAGUCCAUGGUGUUUGGAGCCGACGACGCCUCUGCGUCUCUUUUCCAACCGCACAGCCGCGCUGACUUACCUACUCAGCUUUUUGCACGGCGUCAUCCUCUAUUGGGUGAAUCUGUUUCUACCAGUCUAUUUUCAGUCCAUUCUCGAGGACACACCCGAAAAGUCCGGCAUCGAUCUUUUUGCCAGCGUCAUACCUAUGGUGCCGUUCGCCAUUAUCGGCGGCAUUCUCAUCACCGUCACAGGUAGUUACAAGUGGUUACUCGCCGCCGGCUUCGCUGCCAUGGCAAUUGGCAUGGGACUUUUUACCAUGCUUGACGACAAGACAACCACCGUUGUGUGGGUUGUCUACCAGGUUGUGCUUGCUAUGGGUUCUGGCAUCGCUCUUAUUGCUACUCUGCCCGCCAUCCUGGCAAGUUUGCCAGAAUCCGAUGUGGCGACAGCGACGGCCACGUGGGCUUUCCUCCGCAGCUUCGGAUCUAUCUGGGGUGUCUCAAUCCCAUCCGCCAUAUUCAACACACGUUUCACAAACCUGGCUGACCGCAUAUCCGACGAAAAGCUUCGAGCUAUGCUCCAAAACGGUGGUGCGUAUCAAUUGGCUACUAAGACAUUCAUGGAAUCUCUAAAUGAUACACCCGUGUUAAAGAGCCAGGUGGUUGACAUCUACGUGGAUAGUCUGAAGCUUGUUUGGCAGGUCGGUCUCGCAUUUGCCGUUAUCGGUGUUCCGUUGUCCUUUUUGCUCAAAAGUCUGAAGCUGAGGGAUGAGUUGAAUACAGAGUUUGGGUUUAGAGAUGGAGCCAGCGCGAAGGCCAGCGAAGAAGAGGGAGAAGCACGAAUGAUGAAGGUUGGGCGGUAA